AUGGCUAUAGCUGACCACGGUAGCCGCCGGUCGCAUCACUCCGAAGGCAAGUUAUGGAGGCUAUGCCCGUUCUGGCAAUCUGGAACUACCUCCUCAUCUACCUCUUCUACUCAAAUUCUUCAAACUAAUAGCCAGCAGCACAGCUUCCAAAACGGCGUCGGAUCCAACUCCAGCUCCUCCUCCUCUUCUACUUCUGUUUCUUCCGUUGCUAGAUCCUUGUUUCCAGCUCGCCGUCGCCUCCGACUUGAUCCGACCAAUAAUCUCUACUUUCCAUAUGAGCCGGGGAAACAGGUGAAGAGUGCUGUUAGGAUUAAGAACUCAAGCAAGUCGCAUGUGGCUUUUAAGUUUCAAACUACUGCACCAAAGAGUUGUUAUAUGAGACCUCCUGGUGGUAUCCUUGCUCCUGGGGAAAGCAUAAUUGCUACCGUCUUCAAGUUUGUGGAGCAUCCUGAAAACAACGAAAAACCGCCAACAGAGCAGAAAAGCAAAGUCAAGUUCAAAAUCAUGAGUCUCAAGGUUAAAGAAGGAACAGACUAUGUUCCUGAGCUGUUUGAUGAAAAAAAGGAUCAAGUGACUGUUGAGCGUGUCCUGCGUGUUGUAUUUUUGGAUCCAGAGCGCUCUACUCCUGCAUUGGAAAAACUCAAACGUCAGUUGGCCGAAGCUGAAGCUGCAAUUGAGGCACGGAAGAAACCUGCAACUGAUGCAGGCCCCCGAGUUGUUGGGGAAGGUCUUGUUAUAGAUGAGUGGAAAGAACGAAGGGAGAAAUAUCUUGCUCGGCAGCAGGUUGAGGCUGUAGAUUCAGUGUAA
Messenger RNA from Oldenlandia corymbosa var. corymbosa, 807 nucleotides. Lineage: Eukaryota; Viridiplantae; Streptophyta; Magnoliopsida; Gentianales; Rubiaceae. The record is from the annotation of a GenBank genome assembly.